Molecule: messenger RNA, 1081 nt
Organism: Diabrotica balteata
Lineage: Eukaryota; Metazoa; Arthropoda; Insecta; Coleoptera; Chrysomelidae
Source: the annotation of a GenBank genome assembly
AAAGUUACGGCGACUGCCACUGUCAAAAAUAUUACUAAAAUGUUUGAAUCCACAAAUAUUGACUAUCUUGAACAAGAAAAUGAUGAUCAAGUUGAUAUCUUGCCGGAUUCCGAUCAUAUUCACGUCAACUACGGAUACAUCAGUUCGUUUCUUAGGAUUAUUCUUGGACUGUGUGCAAGUUUGAUAGGAACGGGACAGAUAUCAACUUUUUUAGCCGGACGAAUUCAUCUUGUGUGCUCCAUGUUCACAACAUUUUUCUACAGCGCAUGCUUCCAACCAUUCUUAAUGCACUGGAUAUGGAGCCAAAAAGGCUGGAUGAAGAAAGCGAUCUUCUUGGAAACUGGUGUGUCGGUACAAGAUUUUGGAGGAAAUCUAGUUGUACAUUUAUCAAGUAGUCUGAUAGGAACUAUAGGUAUACUGAUAGUGAGUUUUCUACAUCUGAUGAUAUUUCGAAAAAUAUACAACUACUGGACAAUUGUGAGAUGCUUUCAAGGUGGUCUGGCUGGAACAAUAGCCGUGGCAGCUGCAGUUGAACUUUAUUCCCAUCUUGAGAGCAUAGCUGUAGCAGCAGUAGUGUCUGUACUGUUUUUCUUCGUUUCUAUACUUAUUCACAACAGCGCCUUAGAAGACAACUCGAAUUUAAUAGCAUCUCACCUAAUUGGCUCGUUUAUAGCUAGCUUCAUGUGUCCUAUAGUAGCACAUCGAGCUAAUUUCAACUCUAACAAGAAAAUUCAUAUUCUAUGGCAAUUUAUUUGCAUUUGUGUGGUGCUAGCUGUAACCGCUGUUUUUGCUUGGUUGAUUUUUUUAAUAUUCGCCCUUUCUAAACUUCUAAGAAAUAAAGAAGAAGUUUUGAAUCAUAGAAGAGCUACAAUACUCCAAAAGUUUCUACCCAAAAAAGGAGCUAUGGAACGAUUGUUUAUGAUUGAUAGUAAAACAGAUCAUAUCGUCCCUGGAGAAUCAAGUAGACGACAGUACGUAUUUGAUAAGACUACAAAUACAGAUAAUAUUAAAGUUUCUGUUUCCGUAUAAGAUUUUACAUUUUUUUGUACAAUGGUUUUAUCUAAUUAAAGUAUUACCUUGU